AUGAUAAACCCCACCGAGAUCUGCUGCCCGAGACUCUGGUAACUUCGAGGAUUUACAACUCAAAGUAUGACACAGUCAAGUCUGCGAAAGUCAAAGCCAUGGCAACUUGGGUCGUUCGGCUAACAAAAGCCGAUAAAGCCAAAAGUCCCAUUCUAGUAAAAGUUUCACAGAAAGAAGGUGGGCACGACUUGGACCUUGAUCUACUUGCUACAGAUGGAGAUGCUGCGUACACAGGGAAAAUCCGACAGCGGAGUCUGAAGAAACAGCGAGCCCAGAAUUACGAUGGCAGCGAUGAUGACUGGAAUGCGAUCCUCUGCCACGUUUUCGGGUGCAAGACAGGACGAAAGAUCAACUCAGCACAGAAGGAGAACCUCGACGUAACAUGUUCCCUGUCAGGCAAAGACCCCCGCGGUACUCUCACAAUUUCCCUUCGAAACAAGGUCGAGGAUAUUACCCAGCAACUGGGAUCCAUCCAGUUGCCUCAGACGGAAGAGACUGACGAUAUUGAUCUGUUCGGAUGGGCCAUCCAAGCCAUCGACAGACGCGAUGAGUUGGAAGAGGAAGCCAAAGAUUUACAAGAGACGGCAAAAGCAAAGAAUGAAAUUGUCACGAAUCUACACAAACAGAUCGAUGAACUAGUAAAAGCCAAGGCCGAGCACGAACAGCAGAUGCUCACGAAGUUCACUGCUGUGUUGAAUGAGAAGAAGCUCAAAAUCAGAAAUCUACAAAGAGUCCUGUCGACAGCGCAGGCAGAUCCAAAAAAGCUGAAGGAGCUGCAGUCAGCCGGUGGAGGUAGACAUGGAGCACGUUCAAAUGGUCGACGCGGAACAAAGAGACAGGCACAAGGACAAGAUGAAGAAUCGGAUGAAAGUGAGGGCUUUGACAACAUGGAUGUUGACGCUGUGGUCAACAAUCCAGAGGAGCCCGUCUCGUCCGAGUCUGGGCGGUCGACACCGGAGCCCGAGGACACAGAUGAUGAAGACGAAGAUCUUGACGCGCCUAACACAUCGGAAUCUCGACCAAGGACAAGAGGCACAGAUGCUAGGAAGAAAUCCCCUGCUCCACUACCGCCCCGGCGAGAGCUUCCUUUCCAGAAAAAAUCUGGCGGGAAAAAGGAUGGAGCAACUGAAGAGCCAAAGAAAGCACAUACACCUCCCCCAACGGCAGCUGAUGGUGAUGAAGAAACGGCUAGCGAAGAUGAUGAAUUAUGAAGCAGGUACCAAUCAGUCUCGGAAUACAGUAAUGUGCCGCAAAUGUGGAUCGAAGCUCAUGUCAUUUCUUUGGGCUGUCUGUACUCUAUGCUAACUACUGUCGUGAUCGACACGCAGGAACAGUGAGCACCCCAUGUACUGCUGGCAAGUCAUUGAUUUGCAGCAUUCCAUCAGUCAGUUGAGGCUUCUCCGACUGAUAGUUUGUCCUUUGAUUCCAACCACCUUAGUAGUUGAAGUUUGG
Molecule: messenger RNA, 1452 nt
Organism: Exophiala xenobiotica
Lineage: Eukaryota; Fungi; Ascomycota; Eurotiomycetes; Chaetothyriales; Herpotrichiellaceae
Exons: 2
Coding region: 99-1211 (370 amino acids)
Biological process (GO): double-strand break repair; DNA recombination
Cellular component (GO): nucleus
Molecular function (GO): DNA binding
Source: RefSeq, a predicted model, not a curated record